AUGGCGGCCGAGUCUUUGUCGGCCCGUCAGGACUUCUUGACCGAGCCCUGCGUCGCCUUGGUCGACGGCCCGUCCAGCCGCUCCUUGCCGCCGCCGCCGCCGCCGCCGCCGCCCUUGCUCUCCGUCGGCUUCUUCUCCACCGGCACGAGGUUCGGUGGGUGCCACGGGCCCCCUGUGCACUCGACAUAUUUUUCAAUGGCAAAGUUGGAUGAAGCACCGGUUGCUGUGUCGAGUAAGUCGCCAAACGUCUGGGCCGUGACCUCCGACCGACCCUCCCGCACCUACCUGCUUUCUUGGCUGGGCUCGUCAUCGCCACGGAUGAUGUCUUCUUUGCUGUGCGCGUCUGUCCGUCUUCUUCCUCUGCCGGUUGCUGUUUUGCUCCGUCUGCGUUCAAAGUCGACGCGUCCACGAGCGGCGACGGCCGGCUGGCCGGCUUUUGUACUCGUCUCCGUGCGUCGUCAAAGACAUCGUCGUCGUCGAAUGCAAGCCUCUCCGGCCAUCAGUUGCCUCACUUUGCCGUCACACUCGACACCUCUCGUCGGCGACGGCUUCCUGCAUGGACGACGCCAGGUUGAGCAAGUUUCUAGCGAGACCAUUCGCAUCUCUACCACGACGCCCGCCUCGGUUGGGCAUGCCCCAUACCGCGUCCCGGGCCAAGGCUACGCCGUGUCGUCCCCUUGGCCACCCACCGAUUCGUGCUCGAAAGCGUCGAGGACGCCGGAAGCAUGGCCAAGCCGGCACCAACGUUGGAAGGUCUACACGUCGACUUGGUCAUCGCACGUGCUGUCUCGUCUCGUCCAAGUGCGGACCAAGCGCCAUCUCGUGCCUGCAUCGUCGGGGUCACUGGUGGCGGACGGCGAGCCGACGACAAGAUGA
Molecule: messenger RNA, 876 nt
Organism: Drechmeria coniospora
Lineage: Eukaryota; Fungi; Ascomycota; Sordariomycetes; Hypocreales; Ophiocordycipitaceae
Exons: 1
Coding region: 1-876 (291 amino acids)
Source: RefSeq, a predicted model, not a curated record